AUGCUGGCCCAAUGCGAAUUGGCAGACUUCACACACGCACAGAAUUAAGAAAAUUCUCUGCUAGGCAGGUUUCUUCACGAUGUUUUCCUUCACCGUUUGUUUCUUAAAAUGCACACAACUGAAAAUUUGGAGGUGCAUGCCCCGGACCGGAUUCGAACCCACACUCUCCGAAAUUAGAGGCAGAGAUCAUGUCCACUAAGCUAUCACGGCUCUCACAAAUCUCAAAAUACUAUUUACGAGACAGCUUGUAUAUAUGUAUGUAAUACCGUUUCAAAAUGUACUGACAUUUUAAAAAGUUGGACAUAUUAUAUUAGUUUGUGUAAUUAGAACUAGAUGGCAGCACCUUUUUUACCUGUGGUCUCUAUUACAAUAAACACAAUGUACUUAAGCUAUGGUCAUUGGUCUGUAUCAAAGAGUACGUAGUAUUAUCUAUUAAUCUGUGAUCUCUUUUGACGUUUGUGCGGUUUGUGCCUCCGUGGUCUUGUGUUUAUUGUGGGAUUGUUGUGAGAUUUAAUUUUAUUGUUUUCCAUUUUCCUGUUUAAAUAUUAUAUGGGUGUUUACUGUUUAGAUUGCAAAUUAUUGUCUAUAAAAUAGUAGAUAACUGAACAAAAUUUUACAACAAAAAUGUUAGAUAAAUUAAAAUGGCUGUCAAACUAGAUAGAUCCAAUUCGGGUGUAAAUCUCGGCGUCAAAAUAGCAGGAGACUUGGGGGACGUUACUGUAACCGACGUGAAUAGUGAUAGUGACGACAAUAUUUCGGAUAAACAAAAAGUCUCAAAGAUCCUUAGCAAUGUUAACGCCAUAUCGCCUAUACCUUCCGAUUUGAUACACAAUACUGUGCCAUCGUUUGGUAGAGUCGCUAUAUCAAACUCUGAGAAUGUUCAAUUUGGCAACAACACAUAUUUCAAUGGACCCGUGACUAUAAAACAGAUCAAAACAGGUGUAGACAAUUGUUCGUACAUUAGGACUGAUGAUGAGAAUACAGCCGCCCAUUCUACUAAUGGGAAAAAGCAGGAGAAUUUAGACAAGAAAGAACAAAUUUUAGUAUGGCACAAAAUCACAUUCUCUGCAGUAUGCAUAACUGUUAUAGGAAGUAUAAUAGCAAUUGUACUUGUGCUGCAAAAUAAGUAUGAACAACAACAGCCCACAAAUGGCUAUACACAGCCAGACUUCACCUCAUCAGACCCUACUGCCAAUACACCGGUGGUGGGAUUCUGUUCUGAGAGUUAUCAAGUCAUUAUCAUAUCAGUUAUCCUGUUGCCAUUAACAUUUAUGUUAAUUUCUUAUUCAUUACUAACAAAGGAAGCCAUCGGUACUAGACUGGUUAAUGAUAUAAGGAAGACUAUGGUUCAUGAAAAUUGCAUGGAUAAGUAUUGCAUGCAAUGCAACAACGAAGGGGAUCCCCUAUUAAUUGCCCCUGAUCAUUUGAGGAUAGUGUCGCGCACAGAUUGGUUGGCGCAACCAGUGGAAGGUGAACUGGAUAGGCUGCUUCAACCGGUUCCCUGGGUUAUCAUCACUCACACUGCCACCGAGAGCUGUCAUACCCAGAGCCAAUGUGUUCUACGGGUACGGCUGAUACAAUCGUUCCACGUCGAGUCGAGAGGCUGGUACGACAUCGGAUACAACUUCUUAGUAGGAGGUGACGGGUCAGUAUACUUCGGUCGUGGCUGGGACUAUGAGGGCGCACAUACUAAGGGAUACAACAAGUAUAGUAUCGGCAUAGCCUUCAUAGGUACCUUCAACAACGACUCACCGCCGAAACAGCAAAUUGAAGCGUGCGAAAAAAUUAUCAAACAGGGUGUAAAAUUAGGAAAACUAAGGAAGGACUAUAAACUUUUUGCUCAUAGACAAUUGAUGUCCACAUUGAGCCCUGGUGAUAAAGUUUUCGAUAUUAUUAAAGAGUGGCCGCACUUUGUGAGCAAUUUUAGUGAUGCUGACGCUUUAAUACCAAAUACCCCUAAAAGGAGUUCCCAUUGAACUUUGCAUUUAUUCCAAAAUGCGGAAUUACUAAAAUUCAAUAUACAGUGUAAACUCUAUAUAACGACACUAUAGGGAUUAUAAAUUUUGCAGCGUUAUAGAGAGUGGUCGUUAUAUGGACAGAAGAAAAAUGUAAGGGUAAGCUUUUUCGUCAGUACACAGUGAUUUUCUUUUAUUAGCCAUGUUUACUAUAUAGUUUGUGAACAACUAAGAAUAUGAUAACGUAUUAAGUCCAUGACUUCUACUUAUUAUUCAUGGUCAGCAACAGUGUACACAUGUAAUCCCAAUCCCAAUUUGUAAACAAAAGAACGAAUUUCUUGGAAUGUGUUUUUUUGUAUGUUGCCGACAGUCGAGUUUAUUGUGGGCUAGGAUAAUAAAGCGACAAAAGUAUUUUUUCUAAUUUUUUUUUAACUAAUUUUGGGAACUUAAAGAAUACUUUUUAUUACUUAAUUGUCGUUAUAGAUAGCGAGUACAACGUUAUAUAGAGUGUAUCAUUGUAUGGAAAGCAAGCUUAACCAAUCAAAGCCAUGAUUUUGACGCUUUAGCGAGUUUGACGUUAAAUCGAGUGACGUUACAUAGAGUUUUCACUGUAUAUAUAUACAUAUUUUCAAUUUGUUUGCAAUGAGUAUGACUCAUACUUUGACGUGACUAGUUAGUAUGUCAAAUAAUAGCAGUUAGUAGAAAUAUAUUUUGAAUCUUAAAUUCCAAGGAUAAAAUUUAAUCUCUUUAAAAUUAAAAAAAAAAAACAAGAUUAUUAUUAAUGUAUAACUAUACCUUUUCUAUUAAUCUCUUUAUCAAUAUGGGUAUCAAAAGGGCUGGAUUAGUGUAAUAGUACUACUAUAAAAUAUAAAAUCUAAUAAGAUUGCCAAAAAAAUUACGGAUUACUCGUACAUAUUAUUUUGUAUUGAGGAGUCAGAUUGUGACAAAUAGUCAGCAAAAUUCUAGUAAUAAUGUGGCUAUAAAGGAAGUAAAUAGGUAUUAUGAAAAAUAUUACGUCAUUAAGUAUCAUUUAAAGUUUUAUUUUUCAUGUCAUUACGUAAAAAUUAAAACUUUAAAAUGAAAUAAGUAACAAAAUAUUUCAAGUUUAACGGUUUUAUAAUUUAGAUUUUACAUAAUGUAAGUUUGAAAGUCAAAAUAAACAUUUUUGGCGGCUCCUAACCCUUAUUUACUUGUACAUCUCAUAACCGCCUAUCUUGAAAAUAUUUGUUUGCUUAUUUUUAAAGUCCGCAAAAUAUCACAAAGCAUUUAUAGUCAUUUUAAGUUUAUAACGUGUAAAUACAUUUGUAAAUGUACAAUAUACGUACGUAUUUGUAUACGUACAAGAAAUACAUGGAGCGAUUAUUUUUACCAGAAGCGGGGUAAGCUGGACUCGUAUUGGCCGUUGUCUAGGCUCUAGGUCUAGAAGUUCAUAAAGGAUAUUGUUCAAUAUUCGGAAUUUUUUCGUAUCAAAUUCUGGUCUUGCCCCGCCGCUGACUAAAUUGUAUAUAUUGUGUAAAGAAAUAUGCAAUGCGCUUAUACGCACAAACGAAUAGUAAUUGACAGAAUAACCUGAAAUGAUUAAAAAAAUUAAUAUCUAACUCAAAAUAUUUCCCUAAAGGUAUCUUAUCCUUUAAAAUAUAGAAAAAUAAUUCGUAUAAGUAAUUAUUGAUAGUGAUAAUAAAGUCAAAAAAUCAUGUAUUCAUUAAAAACACUCAUUUUGAAUCGUUAAUAAAUUUUGUUAUAAUUUAUACAACAUCGUACUAAAAAAUAACCUAGCUGAUAGUGUAUCAUUGUGACAAUAAUAUUUGAUAUUUAAAAACGUCAAGCAAAUAGUUCUUUAGGAACAAACUUUUAUGCGGCUUACACCAAAGGGAAAAUGACAUACAAAAUAUUGUCGACCAAUAUUGGCGAUAUCGAAAAUAUUGCUUACUCUUUCUUUUCGUCCCGAACGGAAGAGAGGUAUUUUCGGUGAUACUAGAUUACAUACUUACGUGAUUAACGUUUCAUAACAUUAUACCACUCGCGACGCGUGCUUAUAAUCACUUGACACUUCAAAUUUAUUUUAGGUUAAUUAAAAUGAACUAUAGUGAUUCGUUACUUGGAUACUUAGGAUACUUAGAAAUUUAGUUCAUUAUAUCGAAUAUAAAAAAAACAACUGAAGGGCAAGCUUCUUUUUAAAUAAAUAUUAAAUUGAGAAUUGAAAAUACAUUUGAUAUUUAAUUUAUGUCUGUAAAAGUCUCUUUUAAUCGGAUUUAAAUAAGGCCUUUUCAUUAAUUAGCCAAAGUAUUAAACAAACAUUUUUUCAUCAUCAUUUUAAAUAAGUGCCAAUAUAUGUAUUUAUUUAUGAAAAGCUGCUAAUUUAAUAUCACUUCCAUUUUAAUUUUUUUAAUAAAAUUAAAAUAAAGUUUAUAUAUUUCAAGUCGAAUAAUUAAAAAAAAAGUAUUGUCUUUUAUAAAACUUAAAACAUAGUUAAUAAACUGUUAGUUGAAAAUUAUUCGAACACCAUUGAAUAGCUAUUUAAUGACAACACACACACACAUUUCAUUAUUUGGAAAUAGGUUUCAAAACACUUUACAAUCGAUAUUCAAUUAUGACAUCAAAUCAAAUGACAUCAACUAUAUUGACAUCAAAUUAAGAAGUUAUGGUUGUUUAUGAUAAUACAUUAAGAUUUUUCACUUUUUAUGCAAUUUAUAUAUAUUUUGUACUGUUUUUUCAAAUCAGAUAUAUUGUUAAUAGUUUCGAGAUGGUUACUUUGUCAAUAAAAUGGGAUGGCGCAUGCGUGGUCUUCACUCGUGUCAAAUUGCUUGCGAUGCCAUAGGAGUUUCAUGGGUCAGAUCAAUAGCAUAUAUAUAGAGUAUUCUAUAACUAGAGCCUUGAUAGCCCAGUGGAUAUGACGUCUGUCUCCGAUUCCGGAGGGUGUGAGUUCGAAUCCGGUCUAGGGCAUGCACCUCCAACUUUUUAGUUAUGUUUGUAUAUUUAAAGAAAAUCACGGAUCGAACACUGAACCCUGUUUCAAGAAGUCGUUUAUAAAAAAUGUUUUUACUAUCGUUUGUGCGUAUCUUAUUUUUGUUUACUGUUUUAAUAUUCUAUGGAUGUUUUACUCGUAUAACUAUUGUAUAAUAUAUUACAAUUUAAUUGUUUACAUUCCUUCAAUAAACUUUUUUUUACGUACGAGGAUUAUGAACAUUUACAAUGUUACCAAAAUAUACAAGUUUUGAAAUUUAUUAGUUCUAUGUUGUAGAUUAAGAUUUAUAUUUUUAUAAAGUAUUUUGUAAAGAUUUAUAUAUAUUUACUGUUACAUAGUUAAGAAAUAGUAAUACAAGGGAACUUUGUAAAUGUAGUUAGUAAUAUAAUUUGAAAUUAAAAUCGACCAUAUAUUCCCAUAUGGUCGACGUCGACGCCAUCUUGUAUCGUGGCAUUUAAAAUCUUCUAUCUCUAUCUUUGUUAUAUGGUAAAAGGAAAGAGGUAUACUGUCCACGAAGUCCGUGCAUAAUUCAGUAUCUAGCAGUUGCCACGUGUUGCAGUUGCUAUAUGCAGUUUGAACUAAUCGGUAACGAUGGAUUAUUAGUACUAAGAGCAAGUGCUGUAGUUUAAUUAAACAAAUGCUUAGUGAAAGUUGACAAAAAUGGGGACAAAUAAACUGCACUGGUGAUAUCAGGUACUAAGUUUCUUAUAUAUAUAUAUCGGAGAAAACGCUAUUCUUUUAUGAUUUUUCUGGACAUCUUUGUCAUUAACCUAUCUCGGCUUGAUAAGGGUUACGUGCAAAUUUAAUCACAAUUUCACACAAGCCUUUAACUUAACAAUAUAACAACCAGAAAUUUUAAUAACAAUGUCGAUAAUUAAAAAAAAAAGUUGAUAAAUAAAUAAAUAAGAGAAAAAUUAACGACCAGCUAGCUGAUCUCACUACGAGGUUAUUUCAGAACUCAAAUCCAUAGGUACUAAUAUAAUAAAGUUGAAGAGUUUGUUUGUUUAAUUGAACGCGCUAAUCUCAGGAACUACUGGUCCUAUUUGAAAAAUUAUUUCAGUGUUAGAUAGUCCAUUUAUCGAGGUAGACUAUAGGCUAUAUAUUAUCUCCGUAUUCCUACGGGAACGGGAACCACGCGGGUGAAACCGCGCGGCGUCAGCUAGAAUUAUACAAGAUCAAUGCUCAAUUUAUAGAGCUAGUCAACGAGAGGAAAAACAGAAUAGUAAAACAAAAUAAAAAACAAUAUAAAAUUCUACUUUUAAAGAAUUUUGAUAAUUUCUUUAAUCAAAUGUAGCUCUUUUCAAAAACCUGCUAUCCACUCUUUUGAACAACCUUAUUAACAAUGUUUGGUUUUGCUUUUAUACAACCAACUCAGUACUUCCUCCGACAUAUAUAUUAAUAGUAUUAGAAUAAAUUUAAUUAAUCAUAUAUAGCCCGUCAACCCACACUAGAGCAGUAUGCUCCCUAUAAGGAAGGAGGAGGAGGUAGGUUAGCAUUUUCCUAGCCCUUCAGUCAUGCGCAAAAUAUAUUUCUUUUAAGCAAUUUCAUCUCUAAUUCAGAGAUAUAAUCCGACAUAUAAUUAGGUCAUAAUUAUUUAUAGAUUUUAACAAAUUAUACACCUCUGAAAAAUACUCCGUGACCGUUGAGUCGAUAUUUAAAACGGGUGCUAAAUAUGUAACUACCACCGGACUUCCGUUUACGCGUGGAAUCUGUUUUCAUUUUUUUGAUAAAAUCCUUACAUAAUUUAUAAGUUAAGCAAGUUGUUGCUUCAUACCAAGCGUAAUGUUUGUGUGUAGAAUUGCUCAAUAAUCCUUUAAUAUUGGAAUUAGGUGGCAAGUCGAUUCCCUUUCUACGAUCGCAAACGCUUCGAAAACUAUAAAAAUGUAUUAGAAUGACAGAUCUUGAUCACGGGACCUGACGAUAGCAAAUGUCAUUCAUAUGAAUGGCAUUUGCUAUCGUCAGGUCGUAAUUGUUUUCGAAGCGUUAGCGUUUGUAGAAUCGAAAUCGACGUGCCACUUAGCUAGGAGGGCAGGGCCUCUGGGUACGUGGCACGUCGAUUCUCUUUCUACAAACGCUAACGCUUCGAAAACAAUUCGUUGCAAUGGAACGAGAGAGAGAUUAAUAUUUAGACAAAAUUAUAUCGUUAUCUUAGAAAGGGAUAUUUAUGCUAUCGCUUUCGUUGAAGUAAGGCUUAAAAUUUUUUAAAGAAUAACAUGAUAAAAUGUUCCAUCAUAUACUGCGUCUUACGGAAAAUAAUACGAAUUUCAGAUCAUCACUAUUAAAAAUUUAUCAUGUGCUUAAUGAAAGUGGAAAGGCAGUAAUUUGUGAUGUACCAGAUGACCAAAGAUUGAUUUGAUUUGCCUUAUCACUAUUAAUAAAUAGGGGUUGAUGUUAGACGGGUCAAAAUUUAGUUUGAUUGACAUUGACAUUGACAACAACAGCGUUGACAAAGACAACUGACAAUCAGUGAAAUACGCAUGAAAGAGGAUACAUAAAUCACUGCGAUCGGUGUGAAAAUAAUGAAAUCACUUUAUUUUCCCUGUUAACCCAAUAUAUAGGCUUAGAUUUUAAUGGAGCAAUCUAGUAAAAUAUCUAUACAAGAUUUUUAGUACAUUUUUCAUUUCUGUAUCAUUCUGAAUUUGGCCCAAUUUCGGACAUCUUCUUUGUUAAAAAAAAAAAUGUGGGUUGCCCUUAUAUGAAUUCUCAGACCUACCCAAUAUGUACACAUAUAAUCCAGCAGUUUCGGAGGAGUUUGCUAACAAACAAACAAACGCCUUACAUGAUAAUUUUAUAUAUUAAAUGUAUAUUAUAUACAAAAACGUGAGUGCCUUAAAUAAAAGAAGUUUUGUAAAAAUGUUUAAAAUAGAUAAAAGAUGUAUCAAAUCUGUAUGUUAACUAAAGGAUUAUUAGAAUACGAACAAAACAUAAUAUACAAUAUACAUCCUACAUACGAGCAUGAUGUAAAUAUGUAUAUAUUUUUUUAAACAAAUUGUUUAGAUUUGUACUUACGCUUGUGUAUAUUGUCUUCGUAAAAUGCCAUUAGAAAGGUAGUAGUACUACAGAAUAUUUGUAUUAAAAUAUAUAAUCAUAGAAUACGUUCUUUCCCUUUAAAACAGGUGCUACGUAAUUUUGUAAAUAUAGUUUGAUAAAAACUUGAAAACCUUUAAAGUAUGCAGUUAUUUUAUAAAUACAUAUUUUAUUUUAAUAUAUAUAUUUUUUCAUUUAUAUAAUUGUUGUAUUUUUAUAAAAAAAUUAUAAAAAUAUUUUAUUUUUAAAGAAUUUUACAAAUGUAACUUUUUAAAUUAAACUGUAAAGUGUUAAACUAUGUUGACGUAUAAAAUAAAAAGUUGCCAAAAUAAGAAA
Messenger RNA from Bicyclus anynana (squinting bush brown), 8283 nucleotides. Its product is annotated as peptidoglycan-recognition protein LE-like. Gene Ontology annotation, molecular function: zinc ion binding; N-acetylmuramoyl-L-alanine amidase activity. Lineage: Eukaryota; Metazoa; Arthropoda; Insecta; Lepidoptera; Nymphalidae. The record is from RefSeq and is a predicted model, not a curated record. The coding region runs from base 642 to 1976 and encodes 444 amino acids. The transcript is spliced from 5 exons. Gene Ontology annotation, biological process: peptidoglycan catabolic process.